Molecule: messenger RNA, 723 nt
Organism: Dreissena polymorpha
Lineage: Eukaryota; Metazoa; Mollusca; Bivalvia; Myida; Dreissenidae
Exons: 6
Coding region: 1-723 (240 amino acids)
Source: RefSeq, a predicted model, not a curated record
AUGUCUGCCAGCAAUGCUCGUAUCAUUCAAUACAUACUGAACGUGGAAAGCUGUACACAGACCAAGCUUGUAAUUUCGACCUUUGAAGCAGCCGACAACGGGCUUGUGUACAUCCAGGGCCAGGGAGACGCCUGCAAGCAUGUGACGUCAUCAGGAAUUGCGUUCUACGAAUUCGACUUCGAGGAGUGUGGAAUAAAAUGGGAAAUGUUGUUCCGAAUCGUGGUUCAGAAAAGCAGAGGAUACCAGACCGGAGCCGAUAAAGUUAUCCCCAUUUUCUGCGUCGCCGAUACAAGUGACCUUCUGGUUUCCAAUAGCAACAAAGCAGACAAGCAGGAUGAUAGCAGCGUCAAUAUGACUGUUAAACCUUCGGCAGCCUUGAAGUUCUACAAGGUUGUAUCGGAUGAAGAAGUCAGUGGGACGGAGGUCAAACUUUCGGAUGUCCUUAUUAUGACGUUGCAGCUUGGUGACGAGUGGACAGGAGACUUUGAUAUCAAGGCCAGAUAUUGCAUUGCAUCUGAGAUUGUCAUCAUCGACGAAUUUUGCGCCACUGACACGGACCUGUUUCCGAACUUCUCACGUUUCAAGCGCGGUUAUCUCAUGAGCGAGUUCGGGGCCUUCCGGUCCACCAACUUAGAGGGAGGAGCGAUUGAGAUGAACUUUACAUGUGUGCUGCAAGUCUGUAAAGGCGACUGUGAAGAGGUAAUCCAACUCACGAACAUUUAA